Molecule: messenger RNA, 1149 nt
Organism: Humulus lupulus (European hop)
Lineage: Eukaryota; Viridiplantae; Streptophyta; Magnoliopsida; Rosales; Cannabaceae
Product: replication protein A 70 kDa DNA-binding subunit D-like
Exons: 9
Coding region: 1-1149 (382 amino acids)
Biological process (GO): DNA repair; telomere maintenance
Molecular function (GO): DNA helicase activity
Source: RefSeq, a predicted model, not a curated record
AUGUCUCAUCAUCAAUCAAUAGAAGCUUUGGACUUAAUGUUAAAAGAUAUAAAUGAUUCUGCUCAACCAUUUGGUGGUAAAGUUGUUGUGAUUGGUGGAGAUUUCCGACAAGUAUUACCUGUUGUUCAAAAAGCCAGAAGAGAGGAAACUAUUGAUGCAACUUUAGGAACAAGGAUACAAGCUACAAUCUUCGAGGAAAAUAUACAAAAAUAUGAAAAGUUAAUCAUUAUGUUUAAGACUUACAACAUCUCAAAUGCUUUAGUCAAUUUUAUUCCACAACAACAUCGGAUAGUUGAUAAUAAGUAUCAGUGGAUCAUCAACGAGCACACUACUGUUAAGGAAGUUGGAGAUGAAGAAAUAAUAAAUACACCACAUGAACUUUAUAACUUCUCUUUUGUGCCAUUCAAUGCUUUGGAGCAAUAUAAAACUCUCACAAUGGAAGUUGAUAUUCUGGCUUUAGUCAUCGAUAUACAACCACAAAAAUAUAUCCCGACAUCAUGUGGUGUGAGUUGUGUUCGAGAAUCGACUCUACUGAAUGAAGAAAUUGGAGCAAGACCUGUUCUAGCAGCCAAAAACCUUAAAGUUGUUUCAUAUAUGAACACAUCACUCAGUACAAAACCUGCAAGUCGCCUCCUAAUUGAUCCAGAACUACCACAAGCAAUUGCACUACGUACCUGGCGUGAUGAAAAUAACAUGUACUUAGAGCACUUUGUUUCUAGAGACCUUCCAGCUUCAUCAAACUUGACUAUACCUACAAGUGAUGCACUUACACCAAUCAAUACUGUUAAAAAUCUUGUAGAACAUAAAGAGUUCAACGAACCUGUAGAGAAAGACCACUGCAACAACAAAGAUGGCAAAGCAAUACCCAGGUGUUUUGUUCUGGUUGAAUGUGAAGAUACUUCUGGAGUGUUGCCUGUAGCAAUUUUCGGAGAGAACGCAGAAAAGUUCAUUCACUGUAGUGCACUUGAAUUAAUGAAACACACCACUGAGGAAGGAAUUGAUAACUUGGAAACAAUUGCUGAUGUUUCCAGUUCUACACAAUAUACUGCCCAGAUCAAGACAUAUAAAUAUAUACAACACCAGCAAACAAAAUACAAGUACACUAUCAGACAUCUUAUGGAUAUAUCUGAGGGGAAAAAAAUAUUCUGA